AGACAUCCACGCUGAGCAGCAGUCUGACUGGUGAGAAGGGAGCAGAAAGGAGAGCGUGGAGUCUGGAUCGCCUUGCAAGUCACCAGCCAUGCCUGCUCCUCUGCUCCCGCUGCUGCUCCGCACGCUGCUGGCCCGCCUGCUGCUGCCCGCUGCCCGCCUGGCCCGCCAGCACCUCCUGCCCCUGCUGCGCCGGCUGGCCCGCCGCCUGGGCUCCCAGGAUUUGAGAGAGGCUUUGCUGGGCUGUCUGUUGUUCGUCCUCAGUCAGAGACGCCCGCCGGACACCGGGGAGACUUCCAGAGUGGCCCGCCUGGAGAGGAGGGAGAGGCUAGCCUCCCAAAAAUGAGGCCAUGAAUCCUGGUAGCAGCUGUGCCCCCUGAAAUGCUUUAUUUCAGAGUAAGACAGUCCUGGCUCCAUCACUGACUGCAGCCUCCCCAGUGGGCAGAAGACAUGGUGGGGGACUGAGCAUGAGAGGGGUCCAGCUAGGACAUGGCCCCCCCUCCCAGCAGAAAGGAUUGGAAGGAUGCUCUGCUUCCAGAAAACAGAUCACCGUCCCUCCCUCCCAGCAUUCUUCCCCGCAUUCUGGCCCCUGGAGGGAGGGGAACUGACACUCCACCACCCAGGCAAAUGGAGACCGGAGGUCCAAAGAGGAACCCUGGGACAAUGGACAAUUCGGCUAAUCCAGACUGCCUCUGGUUUGAGAUUUCCCAAAUAAUAAGAACUUGGUUCCCCAGGGAGUUACUCCUGCCCCCAAAGCCCAGUAUGCAAUAGGGGCUCAAUAAAUAAUUUGUGGCCUUUAA
This is a messenger RNA of Cervus elaphus (red deer), 797 nucleotides long. It is a transcript of the gene MYMX, whose product is annotated as myomixer, myoblast fusion factor. Lineage: Eukaryota; Metazoa; Chordata; Mammalia; Artiodactyla; Cervidae. Bases 89 to 343 code for a protein of 84 amino acids. The record is from RefSeq and is a predicted model, not a curated record. The transcript is spliced from 2 exons. Gene Ontology annotation, cellular component: endoplasmic reticulum membrane; plasma membrane; Golgi membrane. Gene Ontology annotation, biological process: skeletal muscle organ development; myoblast fusion.